GUUGACACGGCAUUCAUUUUUUUGAAAGAGAAGAAGAGAGAGAGACUAGAGGAGAGGACUGGGUCUGGUCUCUUCGCUGCUUCCUAUAGCUGCUGUUCGCUCUUCGACGAUCGGAGGAUUCGAAGGUGAAUGCAGUUUGCGUAGGGAGUUUUAUUGCAACGAAGAGAAGAUUCACCUGCCGGGUUAUGCGUAACUGAGGUUUUUCAGUGUUGGAAGAGAACAAGAAUAUAGCAGUAAGAUUGUAAACUGAGAAAUAUUGCUAGCAGAAUAAUAGAUUUCUUGAUCGGUGAAGGUUUGGAUAUGGGUAUGGACAUAGCUGAUAAGGAGAAUAUGAGCCCGCCUUUAUUUGAGUUGUGUAAUUGCUAUAAAGUUGCAAGCCUUACAGAAACCAUUCUAAACCCGGUAAAAGUUUCCAACUUGAAAGAUCGAUAUGUGCUUGGGGAACAGUUAGGUUGGGGACAGUUUGGUGUGAUAAGAGUAUGUUCUGAUAAGUUAACAGGAGAGAGGCUUGCUUGCAAGUCUAUCUCUAAAGACAGACUAGUGACACAAGACGACAUGAAAAGUAUCAAGCUCGAGAUUGCUAUAAUGACAAAACUGGCUGGGCACCCCAAUGUUGUGAAUCUCAAAGCGGUUUACGAGGAGGAGGAUUCCGUGCAUCUUGUGAUGGAACUGUGCGCAGGCGGUGAGCUUUUUCACAAGCUCGAGAAGUAUGGAAGGUACUCGGAGUUCCGUGCUAGGGUGCUCUUUAAGCAUUUGAUGCAAGUGGUCAAGUUUUGUCACGAUAAUGGUAUUGUCCACAGAGACUUGAAACCCGAGAACAUUCUCAUGGCCACGAUGUCUUCUUCAUCUCCUAUCAAAUUAGCUGAUUUUGGUUUGGCAACCUAUAUAAAGCCUGGUGAAAAGUUGAACGGGACAGUUGGUAGUCCGUUUUAUAUAGCCCCGGAAGUGUUGUCAGGGGGAUAUAACCAAGCUGCUGAUGUAUGGAGUGCAGGGGUUAUUUUGUACAUUCUUCUCAGUGGAGUGCCUCCCUUUUGGGGAAAGACUAAGUCAAAGAUUUUUGAUGCGGUCAGGGCCGCAGAUUUGAGAUUUUCUGCAGAGCCAUGGGACCAUAUAACAUCAUACGCCAAGGAUUUGAUCCGCGGGAUGCUAUGUGUUGAUCCUUCCCAAAGGUUAUCAGCUGAUGAUGUUCUAGCUCACUCUUGGAUGGAGCAGUUACCUGAAUCAAGUCAAGAACAGUAUGAUCAGGAUGGGUUUGGCUGUGAAGGAUUGGAGAAUGGUGGAUGUUCUUUCUCCACACAAUGCAUUUCUCGGGAACAAGACUAUAGCUUUGGCAUGUCGCAGUUAGAGCAAUCAACAGAUAAGGAUUGUAAAUCAUCGUUCUCGUCUUUUCUACCUGCGGAUAACACACUGCCGAAUUCCGGUUUUGGUGGGUUUUCUUUUGAUGGGAAACAACCGGAAUCAACCUCAGCUGGCUUCUCAUCAACUGGAGUUCCAUCCAUGCCAAGCUUUACCUUUUUUAGUCCAUGCCCAACGAUCACACACAACACUGACAUUACUGAAACAGAUGGAAAACGUCGAGACGCAAGCCCAAAGAGGUUACUGCCUUCACUGGAUGCUUCUUCACAACUUGAGAAGCGCGAGGAAGCAGGGGACGAGCAUCAAACAGAAGCAGCAGGAAAGUCAGAGACGAGAAAGGAAAGAGGAAACUGGUCAAGAAUAUCAGGUCUGCACAGCAAAAGGAACCGGACCAUAGGACUAGGCGAGCUAGACCAGUUAGUUGUGGACGUUGCAGUCACAGAGUCGAUAAUCAGAUGGGCAUCUUGCACGCAUAUUCCCACCGCUCCAUCCCUCAGAUUGUCGCUCGUCUGCUAGAAACAAACCGAAGGAGACGGAGAAGAAGUCUUUUACCAGUAUAAUUAUUGUAUCUACACAUCUGAUUUUGGUCCUGUAUUGUCUUUGUUUAGUAGUAUAAACUUUCCAUGGAAACUGACUUCAACUGUAAAGACAACCGGAGAUGUCUCGGAAAUAGAGUGUGAUUUUGGUUUUCUUUAAAAAAA
This is a messenger RNA of Eutrema salsugineum, 2057 nucleotides long. RefSeq names its product calcium-dependent protein kinase 26. The transcript has 5 exons. Gene Ontology annotation, biological process: peptidyl-serine phosphorylation; intracellular signal transduction; protein autophosphorylation. Gene Ontology annotation, cellular component: cytoplasm; nucleus. Gene Ontology annotation, molecular function: calcium-dependent protein serine/threonine kinase activity; ATP binding; calmodulin binding. The coding region runs from base 301 to 1872 and encodes 523 amino acids. Lineage: Eukaryota; Viridiplantae; Streptophyta; Magnoliopsida; Brassicales; Brassicaceae. The record is from RefSeq and is a predicted model, not a curated record.